This is a messenger RNA of Umbelopsis ramanniana AG, 914 nucleotides long. RefSeq lists its product as uncharacterized. Gene Ontology annotation, molecular function: TBP-class protein binding; RNA polymerase II general transcription initiation factor activity. Gene Ontology annotation, biological process: transcription preinitiation complex assembly; transcription initiation at RNA polymerase II promoter. The transcript has a single exon. Gene Ontology annotation, cellular component: transcription preinitiation complex; nucleus. The record is from RefSeq and is a predicted model, not a curated record. The coding region runs from base 246 to 845 and encodes 199 amino acids. Lineage: Eukaryota; Fungi; Mucoromycota; Umbelopsidomycetes; Umbelopsidales; Umbelopsidaceae.
GUUCUCUUUUGAUUUCAUCAUCUUGUCUUUUAUUUUUUUCAAAAUUCACCUAUGUACAUCUAUAGGACCCUUCUCGUGUUGGUGCGGCAGCCAAUCCUCUCUUAGGCGACAAUCAAUUAGAUACUGUGAUCUCUCGGCGAGAUGGUGGAUCGGGCACGGCAAAGGAUUUGAAUAAAGUCCACGGCAGAGCCACCGCCAUCAAGGGUGAACGAAACUUAUUACAAGCAUAUAAGGAGAUCAGCGCAAUGUGCGAUUCUAUCUCGUUAUCGAAAUUGGUCAGCGAUACAGCCAAACAACUUUAUAAACGAGUCGAAGACGAAAAACUAUUGAGAGGUAAAACCAGUGACGCCAUCAUCGCUGCCUGCAUCUUCAUUGCUUGUCGACAGGAAAAAGUGGGCCGUACGUUCCGUGAAAUUUGUGCAUUGACGAGAGUGCCCAAGAAGGAGAUUGGACGAUGUUACAAGGCUUUGCAGAACAAAUUACAAACCGAUACAGCGGUGAUGAACAGUGAAGAUUUGAUGUCUCGAUUCUGUUCGAAUCUCAACCUUCCUGCGUAUGUGCAAAAAGCCGGUGUCGACCUCGUCAAACGGGCCAAGGAUUUGGGUACUUUGGCUGGCAAAUCGCCCAUUUCCGUCGCGGCAGCCUGCAUUUAUCUCAUCUCAUUCUUAUUUCGAUAUCCAAAAAGUACAAAAGACAUUGCUCAUAUCGCCGGUGUCUCUGAAGUCACCAUCAAGAGUGCAUAUCGUCAAUUGUUUGGGGAACGAACAAAGUUGAUCGACUUGGACUCUCUUAAAGGUAAACCCAACACGGAAGGUCUAACCUUUGACGACCUUCCUUUGCCGUAAAACCAUCUCGAUGUUCCUGUGGGGCCCAUCGUGACAAAUGCUUUCACACAACCCACCUCAAAAAAAAAA